Messenger RNA from Megalops cyprinoides (Indo-Pacific tarpon), 813 nucleotides. RefSeq names its product GTPase IMAP family member 4-like. NCBI's taxonomy places the organism in Eukaryota, Metazoa, Chordata, Actinopteri, Elopiformes, Megalopidae. The transcript has 4 exons. The record is from RefSeq and is a predicted model, not a curated record. The coding region runs from base 1 to 813 and encodes 270 amino acids. Gene Ontology annotation, molecular function: GTP binding.
AUGUCGUGUCAAGACCUGGGGACCGAUUCUGGAGAAAGAUCUGCAUCUGAUGAGCUGAGGAUUGUGCUGGUUGGUAAGACUGGAGCAGGAAAGAGUGCAACAGGAAACACCAUCCUGGGGAGAGAGGCAUUUACAGCAGGAUUCUCCCCAGAGUCAAUAACAAAGCAUUGUGAAAAACAGGCUGCAGAGUGUGGAGGCAGAAGCAUUGCUGUGAUUGACGCCCCAGGUAUCUUUGACACAUCAAUGACCGAAGAAGAGGUGAAAAUGAAAAUAGAGGAAUGUGUCCGCUUAUCUGUCCCAGGACCACAUGCGUUUCUGCUGGUCAUCAGGCUGGGGAGAUUCACGCAGGAGGAAAGGGCCUCUGUGGAGUGGAUCAAGAGGAAUUUCGGAGAGGGGGCAGCGAAGUACACAAUGCUGCUGUUCACAGGAGGAGAUCAGCUGGAACAACCAGUGGAAGAGUUUCUCAGGCAAAGUAGUGAACUUUGUAGUCUCAUAGAGAACUUUGCAUACCAUGUCUUCAACAACAGAGAGAAGAGCAACAUUCUCAGGGACACUCAGGUUCUAGAGCUGCUGAAUAAGAUACAGGCAAUGGUAGAGAGAAAUGGAGGACAGUAUUACACUAAUGAAAUGUACCAGGAAGUGCAGAGAGAGAUCAGAGAAGAGGAAGAGAGACAGAGACAGGAGGAGGAAGUAAAGAGGCAGGAAGAGAGAAGGAGGAUCAGAGAAGACAAAAGAGUGAGACUCAGACAGGUGAAUGACACAGGAGUCACACUGAUUGAGCACGUCUGCAAGGACGAAGAAACACCACCCUAG